GCGGAGCGGAGCGGAGCCAUGGCCGCCGGUGGGUAUAACCCAUAUAUAGAGAUAAUUGAACAACCCCGGCAGAGGGGAAUGCGUUUCAGAUACAAAUGUGAAGGGCGCUCAGCAGGCAGCAUUCCAGGGGAGCACAGCACAGACAACAACCGAACGUACCCUUCCAUCCAGAUUAUGAACUAUUAUGGAAAGGGAAAAGUGAGGAUUACAUUGGUAACAAAGAAUGACCCCUUUAAACCUCACCCUCAUGAUUUAGUGGGAAAAGACUGCAGAGACGGCUACUAUGAAGCGGAAUUCGGACAGGAGCGCAGGCCUUUAUUUUUUCAAAAUUUGGGUAUUCGAUGUGUAAAGAAAAAAGAAGUAAAAGAAGCUAUUAUUUCAAGAAUAAGGGCAGGAAUCAAUCCUUUCAAAGUCCCUGAAGCACAGCUCCUUGAUACUGAAGAUUGCGACCUCAAUGUGGUGAGAUUAUGUUUUCAAGUUUUCCUCUAUGAUGACCAUGGUAAUUUGACGACUACUCUACCUCCUGUUGUCUCUAACCCAAUUUAUGACAACCGUGCCCCUAAUACUGCAGAAUUAAGGAUUUGUCGUGUAAACAAGAACUGUGGAAGUGUCAGAGGAGGAGAUGAAAUCUUUCUACUCUGUGACAAAGUUCAGAAAGAUGACAUAGAAGUUCGGUUUGUGUUGAAUGAUUGGGAAGCAAAAGGCAUCUUUUCACAAGCUGAUGUACACCGUCAAGUGGCCAUUGUCUUCAAGACUCCGCCGUAUUGCAAAGCUAUCACGGAACCGGUGACAGUAAAAAUGCACCUGCGGAGACCUUCUGACCAGGAAGUUAGUGAAUCUAUGGAUUUUAGAUACCUGCCAGAUGAAAAAGAUACUUAUGGCAAUAAAGCAAAGAAACAAAAAACAACUCUGCUUUUCCAGAAACUGUGGCAGGACUGUGCAGUUAAUUUUCCUGAAAGACCUAGACCUGGUCCUCUAGGAUCAACUGGAGAAGGACGAUUCAUUAAAAAAGAAUCAAACUUGUUUUCUCAUGGUACAGCUUUGACAGAAAUGCCCAGGACUGCGGGAGUUUCAAGUCAAGCAGAGCCCUACUACCCGCCGUCUGUGCCCAUCCCGAGCACAGUGCCGCAUCACGCUGCAGCCGUGCCCCCGAUGGCGCCUCCGCCUUCUUCAGGCUGGUCCUCCGUGGCCCACCCGACCUCCUGCUCAGUCAGCACCAACCCACUGAGUAGUUUUUCAACAGGGACAAUUUCCUCUAACUCACAGGGUAUCCCGUCAUUCCUGGAAAUGCCUGUUAGUGAAUUGAAUGCUUCUAACGCUUGCCUUUAUAACAGUACUAACGACAUAGGCAGAAUGGAAGCUUCGUCCAUGUCACCAGCUGACUUGUAUGGCAUCUCUGAUGCCAGCAUGCUGCAGAAUUGCCCUGUGACUAUGAUAACGCCCAGUAAUGACAGCAUGAGGGAGACUGACGGUUCGAGACUUAUGAGAAUGAAUAUUGGAAGCCCCUCCUGUAACUCAAUGUUAGACCCAAGAGACUUGAGACAGCUCCAUCAGAUGCCCUCUUCCAGCAUGGCAGCAGGCGCCAGUUCCAGUACUGCUGCUUUCGUUUCGCAGUCAGAUGCAUUUGAGGGAUCUGACUUCGGCUGUGCAGAGAGCAUGGUAAAUGAGGCAGGGCCCUCAAAUGGCCCUAAUCCAAACAGCCAUGGUUUUGUUCAAAGUCAGUAUUCAGGUAUUGGCACUAUGCAGAAUGAGCAGUUAGGCGGCUCAUAUGCAUUUGAGUUUUUUUCAAGUUAACUUGUAAGAGUUAAGUGAUGGUUCAAGCUUUAAAUCCUUUUUAAUGUUUGCAACCGUUUUGAUAUUACCUACAUAGAAGCAACAUUUCCUAUUUCUCCAACCAUAUGUAGGUGAUUUCUUUGGCAGGCCACCUUGGCUCUGGAGCUUUUCAGAGAAUUGGAAGAGAGGGAUGAACUCAUUUCCCACCUUCGGGAAGAGCUGGAAAAAGUCCAGAAGACUUUUGCUUCAAGAGUAGAUAAAUCCACACACAUUGAACUUUAGGCUAUGAUGUCCUGUGGAAUUCUACGUGCACCGCACAUAGUUUAUUUAAACUAGUACAUAUUUCAGCCUGUGCUCGACCACUAUUUGACCAUUAGAAGUGUAUAAUGAAUCUGUGACAUGUUAAAUAUUAAAUAAAAUCAAUUUUUCCAUUUAAAAACAAAAA
Molecule: messenger RNA, 2218 nt
Organism: Miniopterus natalensis
Lineage: Eukaryota; Metazoa; Chordata; Mammalia; Chiroptera; Miniopteridae
Gene: REL
Product: REL proto-oncogene, NF-kB subunit
Biological process (GO): positive regulation of transcription by RNA polymerase II; cellular response to stress; innate immune response
Cellular component (GO): nucleus; cytoplasm
Molecular function (GO): DNA-binding transcription factor activity, RNA polymerase II-specific; RNA polymerase II cis-regulatory region sequence-specific DNA binding
Source: RefSeq, a predicted model, not a curated record